This is a messenger RNA of Candoia aspera, 2449 nucleotides long. RefSeq names its product CD37 molecule (gene CD37). Gene Ontology annotation, cellular component: plasma membrane. The transcript is spliced from 9 exons. The record is from RefSeq and is a predicted model, not a curated record. NCBI's taxonomy places the organism in Eukaryota, Metazoa, Chordata, Lepidosauria, Squamata, Candoiidae. Bases 119 to 910 code for a protein of 263 amino acids.
GGGAGAGGGAUGAACUUUGGGACUGGCUCAUCCGAAGACAAAAAAGAAAAGUGAGUUGUGCUGUGAUAGUAGCAGAAAGCAGGAGGUGAAGGCUGUUUGGCUGAUAAGGAAGAAGAUAAUGUCCCACAGAGGAUGUCUCAGUGUCACAAAAUACUUCCUCUUUCUCUUCAACCUUUUCUUUUUUAUCCUUGGAAGUCUCGUCUUCAGCUUUGGCUUGUGGAUACUUUUUGAUCAAAAUAAUUUUGCUUCUAUACUUGGGUCCUCAUACUAUGCUCUCAAGAUGUGGUCCUACAUUUUCUCUGGUGUUGGCAUCCUAACAAUGUUGUUGGGAUUUCUUGGAUGCUUGGGCUCUCUCAAGGAAAUCAAGUGUAUGCUAGGACUUUACUUUGCUUUCCUAUUGCUUUUGUUUGCUGGCCAAGUCACCAUUGCAAUCUUGAUACAGACACACAGCAACACAAUCAGUUCAACAGUGGCUGAACAUGUAAAAGGCAUCAUUGCAAGCUAUGGAACAAAUACAUCCGUCUCAGAUCAUGGUGACAGUUGGGAUUUUGUGCAAGAGCAGUUCCACUGCUGUGGCUGGACAAGCUGGACAGACUGGCUGGAAAACAGCAGAUUCAGAGACGGCUUAACUCUGCAGUAUCCCUGCUCCUGUUAUAACAUCUCCGCUCCGCACCCAGCCAACAAUGUAACCACUGGCAAGCCUGCCCUCUUCUGCCAAGCACAGGAACAGUUGCCAAUCUACAAGAGAGGCUGCAGAGAGAGUGUCCAAGCCUGGCUGAACAAUAACAUCAUCACCAUUGUAGGGAUCUGCCUUGGGAUUGUUCUCCUAGAGCUUUGCCUCAUGAUGGUAUCGAUGUUUCUCUGUAGGACCAUUGGCCCCAACUAUGACAAGCUUGCUCGUUAUUCUUAGGCAGACUAGUCUCCACAGAUUCCCCCCUUCUGGGACAACAGCGUUGAAGAACAUUCCGUCUUAUUCAGUCAUUCCACCAGGGUUUUAAAACAGUACUUUGUAGGGCUGCAGUUGUGUUCCACAGGUUUACUAUCUAACUUUCUCGUCCUGAUUGAUCCUAAUCUUGGAAACCGAACUGAAACUUUCAAGAAUCGGAGUGACCAAUAAGAAAACAGAGCACUGUGAAACAAGUGUUUACCUUCGGUUAGUUAAGGAUGAUUUAGCUCUUAGAUGACCUCCAAAGGUUCUAUCUGUAUUGCCUUUUGGCUUUACAGUAAAUCCCUAAAAUAAGGGAGAAUACUAUAUUUUCAUAUUGCAUUGUCCUGGAAUGCACAGAUUUUAAUAUCCAAGCCCUGAUCUACCUUUUCAUGAGGAAAACUAUUUAACCAUAAAUCACUUAUUGCUAGCAUCUGUCAAAUAUAACCUGGGGAAAAAGUGAUUUGUUAAGAGCAUAUAAAAUGUUAAACAUUCACCACCACCCUCAAACCCUUUAAUUGGGCUGUUUUGGAGUUAAAGCUAAAAAUCCCACUUUUUUUUUAAUUGGUAGUAUGUUGUUUAGUUAACAACUCAGGCUGUGAAUUAAGAAUGGUGACAACCUGCCUGCUUGGACCAAGAAUUUUUGUAUCAUCUCUGCUACCGUUGAGGUGAACUCUAUUCAGUUUAGCUAGUCCUCAGUCAUUCUGAACCAUACAUAGGAUAUGUUCAAACCUGAAAAUAGUUGUGUUUUAUGCUAUUCUUGGCAUGUACUGUAGCAUUUAGCCUUUUGUACUACAAUCUCAUCUUGGUUGAAUUAACUCAUGUUGAAAAUGGCUCAGUUAAGAGGGCUGAAUUUCUCUCUCACGUUUGGACCAAACUGUCCCAUCACAAGCCUUUCCCUCUAGAAAAGGGAUGAGGAACUUGAAGUCCAUCUGAUAUUGUUCAUUGGUAGCUCCUAAUUGCCCCAGCCCCUACAGAGAAUGGUAAGGAAUGCUGAAUGACAGGUUCCACAGUAUCGUAUCUGUAAGUCUUUGGUGCAGCUCAUGACCACUAGCUACUUCACAGGCAGCUACAGCUCAAUACCUGAACUCUCAGCAGGACAUACCUGGCCUGGAAUGAAGAAAGAGGGCUGUUUGCACUGGGUAUGCAUCAUAUGCCCAUUAACAUUUCCAUGGAUUUUUGGAUGGAGCCACUUUACCACCACCACCACCCAGCAAGUGUAAUGAAGGGGACACCUUAUCUUUGAGUAACAACCAUUGGACAUGGUUUUGUGUUUCACUUUACACAUUUACAACCUGUGCAGGGGCAGAUGGGAAAACUUCUUUUGCUUUAUGUUUGUGUAUUUAUAUAUUCUGCUUAGAUGUUUAAAACAGAAGUAUAAAGGGGAAAAUAGCUUGAGGAAGAGGAUAUAGGUGGAAUGAGGUACACACAUAAUUUCACCUCCUUUCUCAACUUGCUGUUCUUUGUUCUUAACAGAAUUAGGGUUUUUACAUUUUAUUUUGUAAAUAAAGAACCAUAAAUGGU